Cydia fagiglandana is the source of this 1455-nucleotide messenger RNA. RefSeq lists its product as uncharacterized. The transcript has 4 exons. The record is from RefSeq and is a predicted model, not a curated record. NCBI's taxonomy places the organism in Eukaryota, Metazoa, Arthropoda, Insecta, Lepidoptera, Tortricidae. Bases 213 to 770 code for a protein of 185 amino acids.
CUGCUGGCGUCGGAUGGACACGGUGCGCAUUUUUAUUCUAAAAAAUAGUUUUUAGUGGUUCCUCGCAAGUUUUUUCACAAGAAAAGUUGUAACUAAUCACGAAGGAAGUGAAUUUUACCAAAAAACGAUCUACUUUGAACGACGCUUGUGAAGUAGAGUUGCAAGAACCGCUACAAUCUACAUCGAAAGAAGAAGAGAAAGAUACACGUAAAAUGAAAAAAGAAAUAGUGAACAAAAGAACUAAUAACAAUAGGAUGGUGGAAUCAUUAAGAGGGAAGGAAAAAGAAGUGAAUUUUACCAAAAAACGAUCUACUUUGAACGACGCUUGUGAAGUAGAGUUGCAAGAACCGCUACAAUCUACAUCGAAAGAAGAAAAAGAUAUGCUUAAAAUGAAAGAAGAAAGAGUAACGAAAAGAUCUAUUAACAACAGGAUGGUGGAAUCACUAAGAGGGAAGGAAAACGAUAUGCCGAAUUCCUCCGAAGUAAAUAACGAUCUCAACGAGGGAGACUUUAUUCUUGCUGCAUUUCAGUCGAUCAAAGGCAAAAGAACCUACAAAUACGUUUGCCUUAUUGAUCAAAUCAACCAAGAAAAAAUUGUAGUAAAAGGACUCAAAUCUUAUAAAAAUAACAGAGAAUUUAGGUUAGUUGAAGAUGAUAUUUCAAUUAUAGAAAAAAAAGAUGUGAUCUCACGUUUACCAAAACCUGUGUUAAAUGAACAAAGAGACACUGUGAUAUUUCCUUAUAAGGUAGAGAUAUUUGAAUGUAAGUAAACAAGUUACCCUUUCUGAGAGAAUGGACAUUUGGGAAAUGUAAACAAUUAUUCAUAUAGUAUUAAGUACAAAAACGUUAUUUAAUUUAAGUGUUAAAACUAAUUUCAUGUUACUAAUAGAAGCUUAUAAACGUAAUAAAUUACGUUACGUUACGAUUUUUCAUAUUAAUUAGUAUGGUAUUCAGUACAAAAACUUUAUUUAAUUUAAGUAUAUACCAAAAGACUUAUUUCUUGUUAGUUACUAGUAAAUAGUUUCAAAAUAUAACUAAAAAAGACUGUAUAAAUAAACAUAAAAUAUUUUAUUAUUAUGAUUAAUAAAAAUAAGCUAGACAAAAUAGUUUAAGUAUGCAUAAAAAACUUUUUUCUUGGCAUUAAUUAAAGCUAGGAAACGUAACUUUGCAACCUUACUAAUUAGUAAAUAGUUUGAUAAAAGUUAAAAAAGGCUGUUUGAUUAAGUUACUUAUUUAGAUUAAUAAAGAUAAAGCUAGAUAAAAUAGUUUAAGUAUGCAUAAAAUACUUAUUUCUUGUCAUUAGUUGAAGCUAGGAAACGUAACUACGUAACAUUACUAAUUAUUUAGUAGUCUGAUAAAAGUAAAAAGGCUGUUUGAUUAAGCAUAAGUAAACUAUUUUAUGAUGAUUAAUAAAAAUAUAGCUAUUAUUUUUUAGUCUGUUUAACAACUAAAAAA